Molecule: messenger RNA, 1131 nt
Organism: Cutaneotrichosporon cavernicola
Lineage: Eukaryota; Fungi; Basidiomycota; Tremellomycetes; Trichosporonales; Trichosporonaceae
Exons: 3
Coding region: 1-1131 (376 amino acids)
Biological process (GO): proteolysis
Molecular function (GO): lipase activity; serine-type peptidase activity
Source: RefSeq, a predicted model, not a curated record
AUGCCAGACACGAGCGCGCCCUCGGCCUUCACCACAAACACUCUCCCCCAUCCAACAGACUACACCUGCCCCUUUAGCGACCACAUCUUUGCCGCGAAACAUGGUGUUGAGCUCCGCCUCCGUCUCUGGCCGGCACCCGUAAACAGCCCAAGGCCCUGGGUCCUCUGGUCGCACGGCGGGGCCUUUCUUUUUGGCAUGCACGAAGAGAUCACGCCGUGGGUCGUACCUCUCCUACUGAUGCGUGGUAUUCACGUCGUCUCGUUCGCGUACCGCUUCGCCCCUCAGGCGUCGCUCGACGACAUUCUCGACGAUGCUAACGACGCGUACGCAUGGUGUCGCGCCCACCUCCCCACCUUCCUCGGCAACACCGUUGCGCUGGAGCGCUUCGCUGUCGGGGGCGAAAGCGCGGGCGGCACCAUCGCCGGCCUCCUUGCUCAGACUCUCCAGCCGCCACCACGCGCCUUCCUCGCCGUCCACGCACUUUUCGACCUCGCCGACCCUUUCUUCCAGAACCGUGGAGAUCACGCCGAGCUCAGCGGCGAGUUCAACGAGGCCGAGGUCGCCGCCGCCGCGCACGACCACAACCCUGCCAACGCCAUCAUCACCUGUCCCUCCCCUGCUCACGUUAGAUACGGACAAGGCGAGCUUCGCCGCGCGUUUCACAGCCUCACUCUCAUCGUUGGGCGUCGGCAGCAUCUCCAGGGCGAUGUGUUCACGUUGAUGAACCGCGGAAACUGGGUGGACGCUGUGCUCCGCGGCGACAGUGAGGAGGCGAAGCGCACGUACGCUGAGAAGCACUCGCCGCUUAGACUUGUGGGAGGACGGGGGGAUGAUCACGCCAAUGGCGUCGGGACGAACGGCGCCAGCGGACGCGGGCACGAGAAUGGCACGAGCGGCGGAUAUCCCCAUCCGCCAACGUUCUUCGUGCACGGCGAGGCGGACGGGGUCGUUCCUAUCGAGCAGAGUCGUGACAUGGCUCAGCGGCUGCGGGAGAUGGGCGUGCCGGUCGCCGAGUAUUACGAGCCGGGGGGUGGGCAUGUGUUUGAUCAGCGCUUCACUUCCCGCCGCGUGAAGGGCUACGACGAGUGCUGCGGUGCAGCUGUCGAGUUCAUUGAGUCACAUCUGCAGUAA